UUUUCUUCUUUUCCACAGAUGAGGAGACGCUUCUGCUUAGUUUUUUUGUUCUGUGGGAUAUUUCUGCCCAGAAUCUUUGGUUUUCCACAUGCAAAUACUUCAAUUGAUUGUGACUCUCUGUUACCAAACUAUGAAGAUGAACCACAGACAUCUCCACCACCAUAUAUUAUUGCUGUAUCUUUUGAUAGCUUUGAACCAGGAAAUGAAAUACAAGUGACCCUAGAAGCCCUCAAAGAUGUUGGAUUUAAAGAAUUUAAUCUACAAGCUCGAGAAACAGGAGGAGAUGUUCCUGUUGGUACUUUCAAAAUUACAGAUCCAAACACAAAAGGCUUGGAAUGUCAUAACAUCACGAAUUCAGCAGUAAGUCAUGCAAAUUCUGAUCUGAAGCAGAAAAUUACAACAACAUGGAUUGCUCCAAAUGAUGUUAAAGAACUUCAGUUCAUUGCAACUGUUGUUCAAGAUCUAGAGAAAUUUUGGGUUGGAAUUGAAAGCAAAACUCUCAUAUCCACGCAUUCUAAGUCAAUUAAUGGGACAGGAAAAAGUAAAAGGAAGCUAAUGAUAGAAAUUGAAUGCAGCAAGCGUGGAGGGACGUACACCAGGCAAGGUGGAUGUGUUGUGGUUCAACCUUCCGGUUCCUCUCAAAGCAGCUAUUCUAGUGGUCAGAGUGGAACAGUCUACACAAUAAGCAAGAGUGGAUGUGUCCCAGGAGGUGCUGCCAAUGCGUAUAGCCAGAAUGCGUGUAAAGAUAGUGCAUCCUCAUAUGGCAGUCUUACCUACGGCCAGUCUGUUCCUGCAAGUAGUUCAGAUUCCAGUAAGAAGAUAGUGGUCAUCCCCAACAGCAACCCAUUUCCGCCUGUGCGUCAUACUUAUCCCCAGAGUUUGGGCAAUUCUGCUACUAGGAUCAUAGUACAGAGUGGGCAAAGGCAGCAAAGCAGCGGUGCUACUUAUGUUCAGGGUGGGCCAACCUACACUAUCAGCAGCAGUUCGUACGGACAGGGUUCCCGAGGCAGCCAGUCCUAUGGCCAGAUCUCUCGGCUUCAACCUGGCAGUUCUUAUGGCCAGGUCUUCCAGCCGCAAGGAAGUACUUCCUAUGGCCAGGGUGGGCCAACCUACACUAUCAGCAGCAGUUCGUACGGACAGGGUUCCCGAGGCAGCCAGUCCUAUGGCCAGGUCUAUCAGCCACAAGGUGGCACCUCCUAUGGACAGCAGAGUGGGUCUUCUUCAGAUGGCAGUGGAGGUUGUGGACAAAGUACUUCGUAUGAUAGCAAUCCCUGCCACCAGGAUGGAUCUCAGAGUGGUAGCCAGGGUGGAUCAUACUCCUCACAAAGCUAUGAUGGUAGCCAAGGUGGAUCAUCAUCCUCACAAAAUUAUGGUGGCAACCAGGGUGGAUCGUAUUCACAAAACUAUGGUGGCAGCCAAGGUGAAUCAUACUCACAAAACUAUGGUGGUGGCAAAGGUGGAUCAUAUUCACAAAACUAUGGUGGUGGCCAAGGUGGAUCAUACUCACAGAACUACGGUGGUGGCCAAGGUGGAUCAUCUUCUCAAAACUAUGGUGGCAGUCAGGGUGGAUCAUACUCACAAAACUAUGGUGGUGGCCAAGGUGGAUCAUCCUCCUCCGACAGCUAUUAUGAUAGUCAGGAUUCCCAGGAUUUCUCAGAUGAUAAUCCCAAUGCCUGUGAUGAUAAUGACACUACAUAUAGUGCUAAUAGUCGGAGUUCUAGCUGUGUGAAGAGGAAAGUUGUUGUCAGAGAUACGUCACAUGUUUUAAGCAGAAGAGACUAUGAUGUCCAGAAUGAAUCCUCUACUUCAAACAACAGCCACACUAACUACCAGGGUGGAUCGUUCAUUGCAACUGGUGGUGGAUCAAGUGGUCAGGGUGGUUGCAUUUGUCCUGAUGGAAGCAGUGGUGUUAGACAGGGAGCCCCUGGGUCUUCGUACAGCACAUAUUCUGGUAACCAGGGGGGAUCUUCCUUCUACCAUGGAGGAUCCUAUGGACAGGGAGGCCCAGGUUAUUCCCACAGCUCUUAUUCUGGAAACCAGGGAGGGUCUUCCUACUCUCCUGGUGGAUCUUAUGGACAGGGAGGGUCUUCCUACUCUCCUGGUGGAUCUUACGGACAGGGAGGUUCUUCUGUCAGUGAUAACGGAAGUGAAUCCUAUGGUCAGGAUGGAUCUUCUGCAUAUGGUGGCAUUGGACCUUAUGGUCAGGAUUCACCUGCCAUGGGAGUUAGUGAAUCUGAUUACAGUGAUUCCACCUCACCAUCUUACAACCGUCAGAGUGAACGGGAUUUUUAUUCCCCUGGAGGCAGCCAGUCAGGUGGACAUGGAUUAUCUUCUCAAGGUGGUGGCUAUUCUGGUGGACAGGGCUCGUUCUCAUCAGGAACCAACCAGUAUGGUGGGCAGGGUUCACCUUCAAGAGGCAGCCAAUCUGGUGGACAGGGUGGAUGUCAUUGUCCUGAUGGGAGCCCGGGCUCUUUUGGAGGAAGCAACUACCAUGGUGGACAGGGUUCUUCUUAUUCUGGAAGCAAUCAGUAUGGAGGACAGGGAUCUUCUUACUCAGGAAGCAGCCAGUAUGGUGGGCAGGGCUCAUCAUAUUCUGGAGGCCGACAACAUGGUAAACCAGGAUUCUCAGGAAGCACUUAUUCUGGAAAGCAGCAACCACCUUCCUCAGGGGGUAGUCAAGUGAGCUCUGCUGGGAAACACUCCAGUCCCCAACUCCUGCUGUUGUUUAGCAUUUUGAGUGCCUUCGCACUCUCUGCUGUUACAUCAAAGUGGUCUAUGUGAACAUCAGAAGAUGUGCUCGACAUCCUGGACGUGGAUUAUAUGCAGUAAUAUUAGAUUAAUUACUUAAUGUCAGGGGAACAAAAAAAAAAAAAAACAAAAACACCACCACGCAGUCAAACUGUCAGAUGUUACUUGGGCUAUCAUGUUCCAUGUCUGGUUACUAUGUCAUAUCUUUCAUUAGUUUCUUUGGGUUUAGUCAUUAGUAGAUAUCAUUACUUUUGUCAGUGUUCUAAGCACCAUUUUAAGAGAGCGUAUUGUACCCUAGCUAUAUGAUUUCAUUAAAUUAUUUUUAUGUCCAGUGGAAAAUGUGAUGAACACCUACCUGAAAACUGAUUGGUGUGAGAAACAGUUGUUUAGAAAAUACUUGGUUAGUAACCAACACAGAAUGUCAGACAAAUGGUUUUAUUUGCAAAACUUAAUUUGAGCACUGUCACUGCCCCUUGCUGCAUACAAUAAAGAUGACCUCUAACUUCUCGUGAGCAAUCCUACAUGGGAUGGCAAAAAGGAUGCUAAAAUAAUAUCAUACUGUCGGCUUUAGUGGAAUGUAAACAAAUUCAUACCCAACAUGGAGGUUGCACAGCAAAAAA
Messenger RNA from Lagopus leucura (white-tailed ptarmigan), 3368 nucleotides. Its product is annotated as hornerin-like. Gene Ontology annotation, molecular function: oxidoreductase activity, acting on metal ions. The transcript is spliced from 62 exons. The record is from RefSeq and is a predicted model, not a curated record. Lineage: Eukaryota; Metazoa; Chordata; Aves; Galliformes; Phasianidae. The coding region runs from base 19 to 2781 and encodes 920 amino acids.